AGGGGGAGAGGAGCAAGAAAGAGAAGAGGAAGGGAGAGAGAAAAGAAAGGAACACAGGAAUCAUGUUGUGCUGCAUUAGAAGAACUAAACAGGUGGAGAAGAAUGAUGAGGCUAAUGGGAAAGCAGAGCAAGAUACGCCCAAAACUGAAGACAAGGCCCACAAGGCUGCCACAAAAAUCCAGGCCAGCUUUCGUGGCCAUAUAACACGGAAAAAGCUUAAAGGGGAGAAGAAAGGAGAGCCAGCUGCAGCAACGACAGUGGAGGGAGAUAAGAAAAAAGAAGACCCUAAAAAAACAAAUGAGCAAGAAGCAGCAAAUGCAGCUGUGCCUGGUUCAGAGGCAAAAACACAUGAGGCAGAGAAGACAGCUAGCAGUUCUGCAGCAGCCCCCUCAGCUAAUGGGAAAGAGACCGCAACGGAAAACGUGGAGAAAGCAGCGCCCAUUGCGACAGAUGAAAAGACCACGGCUAGUGAGAAGGAUGCCAAGGAAACAGGAAGUGACACAAGUGCGGCAGCUGAAAGUACUCCAUCUUCCAAUGUCAUCUCCAACCAAGAAAAGGAGAAGAAACAAGCAGAGGCAUCUGCAGCUGAAGCAGCAUCAAAGGCCCAAACCGAGACAACUGAUAGUAGCACAGCACCAGACUCUGCGGAAGAAACAAAACUCUCUGAAAGUGUCCAACAUGAAGAGGUUAAAGGUGAUGGAAGCAAGGAUGCUGAGGAAAAUGCCUGAAGAUGCAAGUUCUCCGAUCCCAGCUAUGCUCUCCCCUUUGACGUGUGGAUCAUUCCCCAUAUGGCUAAAGGCGGGAAAGUUUUCCAGUCAAACAGUGUGGCUUAAUUUAAAUGUUCUUGGUGUUGUUAUGGCAUUUUGAUGACCAUCAUGGAAUUCUUGCACUGUACAAAUUUCUCUGGCUCUCUGUUUCACUGUGUGCAAUGUUCUUUUAAGAAGUAAAAAUGUAAGUGAAAAUGGUAUUCUUUAAAUGUGAUGGGAACAAAUCUAGCAUUUGUUUUGAGAAUAAAGCAAAGUGCCAAUUAAUGGUGGGUAAGGCCUCAUUUUGACCCUAAAUAUGGGUUAUUAUUUAUCUCAAACAUAAUCUCCAUUUAAUAGAAUAGAAUAACCGACGAUGUUUGAUUGUAAUCAAAUUAACUGAAACUUACUUUAGAUUGGAUUUUAGUUGACCCAGUGAAACAUAAAUAUGUGAUAAUUACAUCAAUGUCUCAUAACCUUUGACAUAUUCUACUGAUGUUUGUUGCAUGACCUUUGGCAGAAACAUAUUGUGCUUUGAAGGGACAGGGGAUGUAUUGAUUUUCUAACCAACAACAAUCCACUGCCAGAAGGCUAAGUGACCUCUUGCCAUGGUGUGAUUUACCAUUCUCUGUACUUUGCAGCAAUCCUUUGUUCAUCACAGAAUUUCCAAGGUAUUCCAAACUAUUUUGUUACUAGCAGGAAACACAUCUAAUUUAAAAAAUGGGAUAUUCCUCCAUUUACAAUCAAGAGGAGGAAACUCCACCUCAAAAGUAAAAGAUCCAGGAGAUUUUGUGAGAAGAGAUCAAAUAAGUAGCUAAAUAAACGUGGCAGAGUACAUACACCUCAGAUUAUUUAGGAUUCGGUAGUUGAAGAAUAACUGAUUUGGGAUUAUUGCAUGAGUUGGACCCUAUUUGCAUAUGGUUUCUGUCUCUCUUAUUCUGUGAUCUUUUACACCACAGAUAAAAAUGCAACUCCAGACUAGUAUGCCUAAAGAUGCUCAAACAUUUGGACAUAGACUUGUUUGGGAAUUAUCCGAAUUUUAAAAAAUUGUAACAAGUCUCUCAUUACCUAAAAUACCAAUCUCUUACCAUUGUUUUUAUAUGGUCUGUGUAGAUAUUACAACAGAAACUUGAAACACUUUCUCAGUAACUCACAUUUCACACUUCAAUUUACUUCAUGCAUUCUGGGGGAAAGAAAAUGUGCAUUUCAUUGACACAACUGCUAUCAUGCACUGAAAUGCUGCAGUAUACAUUUCAAGAGAACAGAUUCACAUAGCUGCCUUAACUACAGGUCCUCUCAUCCUUCCAAAGACGGGAACAUUAUGCCACAUAACAAGCAUGGCAGACACAGAAAGUUCACUGAACUUCUACAUCGGUAACGGAGUGAGAAAGUGAUGAUUCUUUAUCUCUGAAGAUGAAUUCAGUCUAAAAGCCAUCACCCAUUUGGAUUAAAAACAGAAUUCGCUGGGAACACUCAGCAGGUCAGGCAGCAUCUAUGGAGAGAGGAAAGUCAGUUAAUGUUUCAGGUUGAUGACCUUUAGUCAGAACCAUCGGCAGACCCAUUUGGAUCAUGCACUUUCUUGGUGAAAAUGAGUUCCUAAAAUCAUAUUAAUGCCCAAUUAUAGUCCAAGCUGAGGACUGAUCAUGAAGAAAGUUACAAUCACACAAAAUCCCAUUGAUUUUUUGUUUGGGAAUGUAGAGAAUGAUUUCCUUAUAAUCUGAUCUAUUACCAGCUACCAACACUCAUUAUCCUCUGACCAGAUCUGCUUACAGAUUAUUAGUGAAUAAAUGGACAGAAUUUUACUUUGUUACAAUAUUCAUUGUUGCAACUGCCCAAAAUAUUGCUCAUCCCUCUCAGUAGAAACUACCUUCACUAUUCUGUUAUUACUUAACCCCUUCUCUUAAGUUUCUCUUCAAACCUUUCCUACGUUAUCACCUCUUCUGGCACCCCGUUUGCUCAACAACUAAGAAAGAAAACAUGUUACCCAAUGCCAAAAGAGAAUACUCUAUUAGUUAUCUGUGUGAGUUAGCUGGGUAGGAACACAUUGUAAAACAAACUUUCAAGCGUGUCUGGGAUGUCCUGUAAACUAUCUUACAAGAUGAAAUAAAGGUUUGUGUUUGUGGUCAA
This is a messenger RNA of Callorhinchus milii (elephant shark), 2870 nucleotides long. RefSeq names its product growth associated protein 43 (gene gap43). NCBI's taxonomy places the organism in Eukaryota, Metazoa, Chordata, Chondrichthyes, Chimaeriformes, Callorhinchidae. Bases 63 to 728 code for a protein of 221 amino acids. Gene Ontology annotation, biological process: regulation of growth. The transcript is spliced from 3 exons. Gene Ontology annotation, molecular function: protein binding. The record is from RefSeq and is a predicted model, not a curated record.